Messenger RNA from Chroicocephalus ridibundus (black-headed gull), 1016 nucleotides. RefSeq names its product synaptophysin like 2 (gene SYPL2). The record is from RefSeq and is a predicted model, not a curated record. Lineage: Eukaryota; Metazoa; Chordata; Aves; Charadriiformes; Laridae. Gene Ontology annotation, cellular component: synaptic vesicle; synaptic vesicle membrane. The transcript has 6 exons. The coding region runs from base 111 to 881 and encodes 256 amino acids.
GGGGCGGUGCUACCCUCCCCGGGGGCGGUGGGGUUUCCCGGUGGCGGCUCUGACAGCGGUGCGGUCCCAGCGGGUGGUGGAAGAAAGCACCCACCGCCCCCGGCCCGGCCAUGUCGGAGCCCGGUGCCCCCGCGGUCGGUGACAAAGCGCCCCGGCUCCAGGACCGCGUCCUGGGGGGGGUGCGCUGGGGCCGCCUCCUGGAGCCCCUGGGCUUCAUCAAGGUGCUGGAAUGGCUCUUCGCCAUCUUCGCCUUCGGCGCCUGCGGCUCCUUCGGCGGCGAGACGGGGGCCACGGUGAAAUGCGGCGGCGACACCAAAGAGAUGAGCGCCAUUUCCGUCCAGUUCGGGUACCCCUUCAGGUUAUACCAGAUCCCCUUCGAGAUGCCGGAUUGCGCGGGGGAGUCGGAGACCCGCACCCUGCACCUCGUCGGCGAUUUCUCCGCUCCCGCCGAAUUUUUCGUGACCCUGGGGGUCUUCUCCUUCCUCUACACCAUGGCAGCUCUGGUGCUUUACCUCCGCUUUCAUUCCCUCUACGGCGAAAAUAAGAAGCUCCCCAUCGCGGAUUUCUGCGUCACCGUCUGCUUCACCUUCUUCUGGCUGGUGGCGGCGGCGGCGUGGGGCAAGGGGCUGACGGACGUGAAGGCGGCCACGCGGCCCGCCAGCCUCAUCGCCGCCAUGGGGGUCUGCCAGGAGGAGGAGGUGGUCUGCGCCGCCGGCACCACGCCGGCCAUGGGGCUGGCCAACAUCUCCGUGCUCUUCGGCUUCAUCAACUUUCUGCUGUGGGCCGGGAACUGCUGGUUCGUGCUGAAGGAGACGCCGUGGCAGGCGCAGGCUGCGCCCCGCGACAGCGCCGCCGAGCAGGGGGCCAUCGACAAGCAGUAGCCACCCCGGGGGGGGGGGGGGGGGUCCCGUCCCCCCCCCACACCACUCACCCCCACCCCACCCCCGUCCCCCCCGCCCCGUCCCCCGGCACCUCGCGCCGGCCGCCAGCCCGGGGACGGGGGUUGGAGCCGCGGG